CUAACCCAACCUUAUUCCCUCACAUUGCUACAAAACAUGAUGAUUCUAUUAUUAAAGAUAAGCAAAGAAAAUAAUGACGAAUAAACAAACGCCUUACCCGUUCUAGAGUUACUGGUAGACAAAAUAAUAAAGAACUACGCUUGAAAUGAACUCAUCUGGAGGCUAACCCUAAUCCCUCACAUUACCAAACAUGAUGAAUCUAUUAUUAAAGAUAAGCAAAGGAAAAAAUGGCGAUUCAACAAACGCCUUACCCGUUGAGUUACUGGUGGCCAAGAUAAAGGCACUGUGAACUCCUCUGGAGGUAUCACGAUAUAUUCUCAAGAUUCCCUGAAACGAUUUAUAAGUUCUAUAAUUUUUGCAAUCCUAAAUUACGCUAUAACUAUGACCAUAAAUGAUGAAAGAAAACCAAAAACGAGAGCUGGAAAGUUAUACCUUGAGCGCAAAGAACCAAAGUUUGUUGAACACGAUAAAAAUACGAUUUUUGUGCGGGGACAAAAUGCCAAUUCUGUCAUACUUAACUUAUUAAAAGAUCUAUAUUCUUUCAAAAAACAUAGUAGCAAAUUUUUGGGCAAGAAAAACCCCAUCAGACCAUUCGAAAAUCCUGUAUCACUGGAAUUCUUUUCGCAAAAAAAUGACGCUGCCUUAUUUUUCAUGGGUACUCAUUCCAAAAAAAGGCCGAAUAAUUUGAUUAUAGGACGCAUGUUUGACUUUCAUGUUUUAGAUAUUUACGAAUUUGGUAUGCAAAAUUAUGUCCCAUUGAAAGAUUUUCAGAAAAGUAAAAUUAUGGAAGGAUCGAAGCCGGCUCUUAUUUUUAAUGGGCUCAGAUUUGACAGUGACCCUACUUUCAAAAGAUUAAAGAAUUUAUUAAUUGAUGUAUUUAGGGGUCCGCAGAUUGAUGCUCUAGCAAUAAAUGGGAUAGAACAUGUCAUUUCUUUCACUCUAUGCGAAGAUAUUGACUUAAUUUCAUUCAGGAGUUUUAAACUAAUAAAAGCGGGAAACAAUGAACCAGGCGAUCAAUGCCUAGACGAAAUAGGUCCCCGGAUGGACAUGAUGUACAAAAGAUCAAAUAUAGCAUCAGAAGAGUUAUUUAAAAAAUCGAUUAAACUUCCAAAACAAUUGAAAGUCAAAAAGACGAAAAAUAUAUCAUACGAUGAAGAAGGUACGAAAUUCGCGCGCAUACAUAUGAAACCACAGAAUUUGGGUGGUUUAAAAAGUAGAAAGAUUAAAGGUCUGCAGCCUAACAAAAUAUUCAAAACAAAAACUCAGAAUAUUAAUAAGAUGAAUGAAAGAAUCGAUUGAAAUUUUUAAAUCCAUUGUAUAUCAAAAAUGAUUUUUAUAUCCCCAUUACAAUGAGUAAAUAUUUUUUUUAUUAAAAUUAAAUACAAUGUAUAUAUUUUUUAUAAAUAGUUUAUGUAAAUAAUUAUUUUCUGAUAAGAAUGCAAAUGAUAUAAUUUUUUAAAUUAAAUUAUGAGGUUUAAUGGCCAAAUAAUUUGUUGGAAAUAUGCUCACAGAGUUCUUCAAUUUCAAUUUUUUCAAGGCUCGAGUUUGGCCCAAAAUUUCUUAUAAAUAUCUUGGACUUAAAUUGUUUGGCCUUUAUUAUAUAAUAUUAACUAUUUUAUUUUGAUAAAAGAUAUGAAAAUUUUAUUUUGAUAUAAAAUGUGAAAACAAUAUUUUAUAUUGUGAUAAAAGAUGU
Gordionus sp. m RMFG-2023 is the source of this 1693-nucleotide messenger RNA. Its product is annotated as ribosome production factor 2 homolog. The record is from RefSeq and is a predicted model, not a curated record. Lineage: Eukaryota; Metazoa; Nematomorpha; Gordioida; Chordodea; Parachordodidae. Gene Ontology annotation, cellular component: nucleolus. Gene Ontology annotation, molecular function: rRNA binding. Gene Ontology annotation, biological process: maturation of LSU-rRNA from tricistronic rRNA transcript (SSU-rRNA, 5.8S rRNA, LSU-rRNA); ribosomal large subunit assembly. The transcript is spliced from 11 exons. Bases 382 to 1299 code for a protein of 305 amino acids.